AUGAGACAUAAAAGUAUGUGAGUGUGUGUUUAACUGUGACAGCAUCACAAUAUGGCUGAGCAGGAGAUCCAAAAGAUCGGAGAAAAACUCCUGUCUAUCAGGGGCUUCGUCUUUCCUGAAAACAGCAAGGAUAGUCUCACGCCACAGUACAUGGACAGUCUGCAGACGUUCCAGAUCAGAGAUGAUGACGUGUAUGUUGUUACCUUUCCUAAAUCAGGUACGGUUUGGACUCAGCGCAUUCUGACGCUGCUGUAUGAGGACGAGUUCCCAGAAGCUGUGGAUCAGACUUCAUAUGACCGUAUGCCAUGGCUGGAGUUUCCCGAACCAGAGCAUGAUUAUCCCAAUCGUCGCUCCCCCCGCCUCUUCUGCUCCCACCUUCCUGAGCGCCUCAUGCCCCGUGGCCUACAGGGUAAAGCAAAAAUCAUAUAUGUGUGGAGGAACCCUAAAGACAUCAUGGUGUCCUACUUUCACUUUACUCACUACAUGAAAAUUUUUGAGCAUUCAGAGUCAUAUACUGCGGUGAUGGAUGAAUUCUUCAAUGGGCAGGUGCUUGGCGGCUGCUGGUUUGAUCACAUUAAAGGCUGGUACAUCAACAAGGACAAAUACAACAUCCUGUUUCUUAGCUAUGAGGAGAUGAGCAGGGACCUAAGAGGGGCCGUGUUAAAAAUUUGUGAGUUUUUGGAGAAGAAUGUGUCAGAUGAUGUCAUUGACAGCGUAGUGGAGAAAACAAGCUUCACCAACAUGAAGAAAGACCCAAAAGCCAACUACACAUUUUUACCUGAUGAUAUUGCAGAUUCUGGGAAAGGUGCUUUCCUCCGCAAAGGUACAGUGGGAGACUGGAAGAACUCUCUGACGGUGGCACAGAAUGAAUACUUUAACCGUGUUUAUCAGGAACGAAUGAAAGACCUGUCGCUGGACUUUGUGUGGGACCUUACUGACCUACAUGAUUAACACACUCUGAUUCUGAUUAAUGCUGUUAUUGCUACUGCAGAAAAACUUUAUACACUUUAUUUACCAUACUUGUUUGAUGUAUAUGGGCAAUGUAUAUUGCAAAGUAUACAUAAUUUGUGUAUCUAAAAUAAAUAGCUUAAAAUCUCAUAAUAUUGUUGUGUACAAUCUUUUUAAAUGGUGAUA
Molecule: messenger RNA, 1134 nt
Organism: Clarias gariepinus (North African catfish)
Lineage: Eukaryota; Metazoa; Chordata; Actinopteri; Siluriformes; Clariidae
Product: amine sulfotransferase-like
Exons: 6
Coding region: 52-951 (299 amino acids)
Biological process (GO): sulfation
Cellular component (GO): cytoplasm
Molecular function (GO): sulfotransferase activity
Source: RefSeq, a predicted model, not a curated record